This is a messenger RNA of Populus trichocarpa (black cottonwood), 1826 nucleotides long. Its product is annotated as tryptophan aminotransferase-related protein 4. NCBI's taxonomy places the organism in Eukaryota, Viridiplantae, Streptophyta, Magnoliopsida, Malpighiales, Salicaceae. The coding region runs from base 92 to 1462 and encodes 456 amino acids. Gene Ontology annotation, biological process: amino acid metabolic process. The transcript has 5 exons. Gene Ontology annotation, molecular function: transaminase activity; carbon-sulfur lyase activity. The record is from RefSeq and is a predicted model, not a curated record.
GCAUAGACCAUUUUGUUUGUUCUCUCCCUGCCCUCCAGAAAGGACUGAACUCCCUCGAUGAUGAUUUAGGGUCUGAAAAGAAUAAUCAAAUAUGAUCAAGACCCGGAGCUUAAAACAUGUGCUGUGUUUGGUUUGUUCGAUAAUUCUCAAUAUCUUCUUUCUUUUUAAAGUGGGUGGUGAGUGGAAUCUGAGUUGGAGCAAAACGGCAGCGACCGAAGCUGAGGCUGUGGCAGCAAUACCAUGCUCGGGACAUGGAAGAGCCUACUUGGAUGGUUUGGUUCUUGAUGGAAAUAAAGGACCAGUUUGUGAGUGCAACACUUGCUAUGGAGGCCCUGACUGUUCUCAGUUCUUCCCUGACUGUUCUGCAAACGCUAACGGUGGGGAUCCUUUAUUCUUGGAGCCCUUCUGGAUGCAGCAUGCAGCCAGCAGCGCACUUCUAGUAGCAGGGUGGCACCGGAUGAGCUACUCGUAUGAUGAUCAGUCUACCAUCUCUAAAGAGCUCGAGAGACACAUCCGCAAACUACAUGAUAUUGUAGGAAAUGCAGCCACGGAAGGAAGAUAUGUUGUAUUUGGUGCCGGCUCAACCCAACUCCUUAGUGCUGCGGUUUAUGCUUUAUCUCCAGAUAACUCCUCGUCGCCUGCCAGGGUGGUGGCUUCAAUCCCUUUUUAUCCGGUUUAUGAAAUGCAAACGGACUUUUUUCAAUCAGUAGAUUUCCAUUUUCAAGGGGAUACAUCCUUUUGGAAGAACAAUUCAGACACCGAUACAGAAAUAAUCGAGUUUGUAACUUCACCAAACAAUCCUGAUGGGCAGCUGAAUACGGCUGUCCUCCAUGGCCCAAAUGUCAAAGAAAUCUAUGACCAUGCGUAUUAUUGGCCACAUUUUACAGCAAUUCCAGCUCCGGCAGAUGGUGAUGUGAUGAUAUUCACUCUUUCUAAGCUUACUGGUCAUGCUGGAUCUAGAUUCGGGUGGGCAAUCAUCAAGGACAAGGACAUCUACCAGAGAAUGUUAACCUACCUAACCUUAAAUACCCUGGGAGUUUCUAAGGAUAGUCAGUUAAGAGCUUUAAAACUUCUAAAAGUAGUUCUUGCAACGGGAGGAAGGGAGAUAUUUGAAUUUGGACACGAGACAAUGAGGAAACGCUGGGAAAAAUUGAACAAGGUCAUUUCAACGUCUAAACGCUUCUCUCUGCAAAAAAUCACGCCCAAGUACUGCACCUACUUCCAGCAAAUCAGGGGAGCUUCACCAGCUUACGGGUGGUUGAAGUGUGAGAAUCAAGAAGAUAAACACUGUUAUGCAGUCCUGCAAGCAGAUGCCAAUAUCACUGGCCGUCAAGGCAGUAUUUUCUUCGCAGAAGAUCGUUAUGUGCGCCUGAGCCUCAUCAGAAGCCAAGAUGAUUUCGAUUUACUGCUCGACAAAUUAAACGGGGUAGUCGCAGGAGAGGAAGGUGCUAGAACCAUGUGAAGGAUGUGGCCCACAUCACAGCUACCAAGGUCAUGUUUAUUGACCUUGUAUAUAAAUGUGCACGUUCAUCCAUUACUGGUCGCGUCUCUAUUUUUUUAUGAUAGAUUUAUUGAUAGUCAUUGAGGUAAAUUCUGUUUACCUGUUUGACUUUUAUGUAUUGUUAGCUAGAAAGGAGACGUCAUGUCUAUUGACGCGUCCUAUUCAUGAAUGUCUACGUAGGUGGCUUGAAUUCGCAUGCCACAGCUUGGCUGCUUCUGUUAAUGCUGAGACUGCAGAACACUGCUUCGUGUAUUUGUAAUAAUGUCGAUUUGCCAUAUGUUUCUGUUGUUGAUUAGGAUAAUUGAUGUUUGACGUAUCUUUAUAA